Molecule: messenger RNA, 1857 nt
Organism: Fulvia fulva
Lineage: Eukaryota; Fungi; Ascomycota; Dothideomycetes; Mycosphaerellales; Mycosphaerellaceae
Exons: 1
Coding region: 1-1857 (618 amino acids)
Source: RefSeq, a predicted model, not a curated record
AUGGUGUUUUCUCUUUCGUUGGGUGCUCUCGCAGCAUUGGUCGGCGCUGCUACAGCACAGGUAGUCAACCCUACGAUUGCACAAAUCAAUGGCAACAAGUUCUUGUCCCCUCUUAACGGACAGAAUGUCACUGGUGUUCGCGGUCUAGUAACCGCCAAAGGUCCGAAUGGAUUCUUCCUCCGUAGCCAGAGCCCAGAUCGCGAUGCCAGCACUUCCGAGUCGAUCUAUGUCUUCGGCAGGACUGUACUCGACAAUGUCACAGUUGGCAACGUCAUCACUCUUAACGGACGAGUAACAGAAUACCGACCAACUACGGCAGCAGGCAGCAACUAUCUCUUCUUGACGGAAAUCGACCGACCCUCCAACAUCACCACCAUCUCUACUGGAAACCCCGUUGUACCGAUUGUCAUCGGACAGAGAGGCCUCAACCCACCCACCGAGCAAUACAGCGUCCUUGACAAUGGCGACGUCUUUGCAGUCCCCAACAAUCAGAGCCGAGUGUCAGUCAGGAACCCCACGUUGGACCCGAGACUGUAUGGGCUCGACUUUUGGGAGUCUCUGACUGGAGAGCUGGUCACUGUUCGUCGCCCACGUGCCGUUGCAAGGCCAAACUCCUUUGGCGAUACUUGGGUAGUUGGAGACUGGAGCACUACUGGAGAUAACAGCCGAGGUGGUCUCACUCUUAGAGAUCGUGAUGCGAACCCGGAGGCGAUCCUCAUCGGGAGCCCGCUUGAUGGAACCAGCAACCCGAAUGUGACCACGAAGCUCGGUGACUCUCUUGAGGAGAUCACUGGGGUCGUGUUUCAGGACUUUGGCUUCUACAGAAUCCUCCCCACUACUGCGAUCAAAGUGACACGAUCAAAAAGCCCGGCUCUGCCGCCAGCCACCAGACUGCGCUCCAAUGGACGGUGCAGCGGCAUAACCGUUGGGCAGUACAACAUCGAGAACUACUACUCUGGCUCUCCUGCCGAUCAGAUCUCGAGCAUUGGCGAUCACAUCGCUAACUUCCUUCGCUCGCCUGAUCUCAUCAUGGUUCAGGAAGUCCAAGACGACAAUGGGCCUACCAACGACGCAAUUGUCGAUGCCAAUGUCAGCUUGUCGACUCUUCGUGACUCCAUCACCGCAGCUGGCUCGGCAGUGAACUACUCCUUCGUGGACAUUGAUCCAGUCGAUGACCAAGACGGUGGUCAGCCUGGUGGCAACAUCCGCACGGCAUAUCUUUACAACCCCAACGUCAUUCAGUUGCGAAAGCCAAACCCAGGAUCUCCCACUGAUGCCAAUGAAGUCCUGCCAGGCCCAUCACUCAAGUUCAACCCAGGCCGUAUUGACCCAGCAAAUGCAGCUUGGGGCUCCAGCAGAAAGCCGUUGGCCGCUCAGUGGGAGACAAAAGAUGGACAGCACACAUUCUUCACCAUCAACGUGCACUGGACUUCCAAAGGUGGCAGCACUUCUCUGCAUGGCGACCCACGUCCUCCGGUCAACCAGGGCGUAGACACUCGCGAGCAGCAGGCCAACAUCACAGGCUCGUUUGUGAAACAGAUUUUGAACCUCGACCGAAAUGCUGCUGUAGUCCUGGGUGGUGACUACAAUGAGUUCCAGUAUGUGCAGCCAUUGAAGACCUUGGCAGCAGUGUCUGGACUUAGAAGCUUUGACGAUGUUGCUGGCAUUCGCGAUGUUGAGCAGUACACCUACUUGUUUGACAUGAACUCCCAGGAGCUCGAUCACUUCUAUGUGAGCCCAAGGUUGAACAGGGCUCGUGCUGAUUAUGAACACAUCCAUGUCAAUACCUGGGUGACGACUGAUGAGCAGGCUUCGGAUCACGAUCCAAGUGUUGCGAGGUUCAAUUUCUGCAAGUGA